Molecule: messenger RNA, 1536 nt
Organism: Ochotona curzoniae (black-lipped pika)
Lineage: Eukaryota; Metazoa; Chordata; Mammalia; Lagomorpha; Ochotonidae
Gene: HAUS8
Product: HAUS augmin like complex subunit 8
Exons: 11
Coding region: 14-1174 (386 amino acids)
Source: RefSeq, a predicted model, not a curated record
CACCCCUGCGGACAUGGUCCGGCCCGCCGCCGCGCCGAGCCGGCCUUCGAGUGGCCAAGGCGGGAAAAUGGCGGAUGCCGGCGACGCCGGGAAGCCGGCUGGGGUCCCCGGCACUUCUGGUGGGGCCAAGAUGAAAGAGAAGCGAGGCCGAGGGGGAAGAGUGGUCGAGUCCCGGUACUUGCAGUAUGAGAAGAAAGCCCCCAGAAAGGCUCCUGCGGCUGACACCUCCAGGUGUGGCGGGAAAGCCCCCGACAGCGGGAGGAAGGCUGGCGUUCUGCAGCAGAGCCGAGAUGGCAGUGGCCUUGGCAAAGGGGACCUGCAGUCGACGAUGCUGGAGGGACACAGCGCAGCCCCACCUGACCUGGACCUCUCCGACAUCCAUGGCAAGAGUCUGACCGUGAAGACACCGCAGCCGAGCAAGAAGCCCUCCAGGAGGGCAGCGUCGUCGUCCUGCGCCCCAAAGAGGAAGGGCCCUACGUUAGCCGAGCAGAUGGAGAUGACAGAGUCACAAACUCUGCUGUUUACACUGCUGGCCACCAAGAUGGAGAACAGGCUGGCUGAGCAGGAGCAGCGGGCAGAGCAGGAGCUGGUUCUCCUGGAACGGGAGAAGGAGCGGCUGCAGACCCAGAGCGCUGAGCUGCGGCGACGGCUGCUGCUGCAGCAGAAGCAGCGCGAGCUGGAGGCCAAGUUCAAUGCCCAGAUGCAGGUGCUGGGCCCCUUGGUGGAGGUGGCCGACAGCUUCCAGGAGCAGUACAAAGCGCUGGCCACGGCGCUGGACAGCACCCGACACGAGCUGCCCGGGCGCGCCAUCCACCUGGAGCAGGACGGACUGCACCUGCUAGACUCCCUGCAGCUGGAGCUCACCACCACGCAGCGCCUCCUCCGGGAUCUGGGCGUGGGCCCGGAGGAGGAGAAGCCCACGCGGGCGCUGGACUUGCUGAGCGAACUGCGGGCCCUGGCCACCCAGAAGGACUUGGAGCUCCAGAGGACCUUCGCCGAGGUGCUGGAGCUGUCUGCCAAGGCGAGUCAGGAGGCCGCCCUCGUGAACCAGGAAGCCCUGGAGCGAGUGGAGGGCCUGGACGCCCCCAGCCGCUGGUACUUCGGGGAGGGCGCCGCCCGUGGGGAGCCGCCCGGAGGUCUCCCCGAGGCCACCGCGCCAGCCGGCGCCCUGUGAGCCCGAUGCCCCUGCCCGUGUUCCGGGAGGCCCGUUGGUGCAUGGCACGUUCCUUGCUGUGUGGGCAGCUCUGUUCUGUGUUCACUUUGUUUGUUGUUCGUUGAAAUACAGAUCCUGUGUACAGCAGCCUGCGGUGUGUGCGUGAGCUCGGCUGUGCAGGGCGUGGCCUGUGCCCUCUCCCCUCCUUCCUCUUCCCUGGCCCCCCGGCCCCCGACCCUGGGAGGGCUUCCUUGAGGUGCCACAGGCUGCUGUGGUCCAGUCACCGGGGAGCCACCUUGGGCGCAGGAGCAGGUGUGACCCUGGGUCGUGGGUGUUCCCCGGGCACCGCACACACGCAGCCUGAUGGCACUUUCUCUUAGAGU